Molecule: messenger RNA, 1437 nt
Organism: Notolabrus celidotus (New Zealand spotty)
Lineage: Eukaryota; Metazoa; Chordata; Actinopteri; Labriformes; Labridae
Exons: 6
Coding region: 200-745 (181 amino acids)
Biological process (GO): mitochondrial outer membrane permeabilization; positive regulation of apoptotic process
Cellular component (GO): mitochondrial outer membrane; nucleus; mitochondrial envelope
Source: RefSeq, a predicted model, not a curated record
AGAGGAGAGAAGAGGGAGGGGAGGGGGAGGGGAGGUGGAUUAGCGCAGCGUCGGUGCCCGGUGUCCUUUUUAGACCACAACAAACACCAGAGUGAUUGAGAGAGAAACACAGAGGGAAGAAACCCAUUUGAACCUGCUUGUUCUCCGCGGCCAGUGUCAGCAUCUCUCUCUCCCUCCAUCCAGCACCCGGCGUUCAGGCAUGUCUCUGCCCGGCUCACAGACACCAGAGGACGGACUCUACGGCUCCUGGGUCGAAUUGGAGGAGCUGAUCGCAGCUGUGAGCCGCAGGGAGAGUCUGACAGGGCCGCAGGACAGCAUCUCCUCCGCCCUGCAGGGGGAGCUGGAGAGGAUCCUUUUGGAGGCACAGCUUGAGUGUGAGAGGAGUAGAGACAGUCCUCCACAGGCCGUGACUCCACAGUCCACCGGUUCCCCAAGAGCAACUAGUGAGCAUGACAGUGACUAUGUCCCCAUACAGGAGGAAGUUGAGCGACGAGGGGACACUGACUGGGUGUGGGAUUGGUCCAGUAGACCUGAAAAUAUGCCACCAAAAGAGUUUGUGUUUCAACACCCUAAACAGCAGAGCUCCCUCAGCGUUAGGAAGACAGAGGUGAUGAAGAGAGGCCUCUUCUCCUCUGAUGUUCUCCUCUUACUCGGUCCUACACUGCUGGCUUCACACCUGCUCACACUUGGAGUCGGGAUCUACAUAGGAAAGCGAUUGGCUGCUUCAACAACUAGCACGCUGUGAAGUUGGCAGCAGCCCACCAACCCCAUUCGCUCACCAUCUGACCAGUAAGGUUGCAGUCUGCCCUCUCCACUGCAACUAUUUGCCUCCUUCCUUCUUCUUCACUGGGGCAACCUUAGGUUCCCGUCUGUCUGUCUGUCCCUUUGUCUCCAUGUUCAUCUGUCCUUCUGUCAGUCUUUGCAUGUCGUAGGGCUCCGGGAGUGGAGGGAUGCCAACCCAUGAGUCAGACUGAGGUCACUUUUACUCUCUUGGAGAGUAACACUGAUCUCAACCAGCAAAGGCAAAUCAGUGAGAAGAGAUUGCCCAGAUACAAGAGAAAGGAGAGCAAGAGAGUUUCACCCAGAUAGAACAAUAAAUCCUUUUGAUAGGAGGGGAUAAAAAAGGUUCGUUGGGAACAGUGUGUUCGGCAAAAUGAAAAAGAUAAUAUGUGGUAGCCUUUUUGCCCCAACCUUUGAAAAAGCGAAAUGUCUGUCAUUUGUCAAAAGUAAUGACCCUCUGUACGACUGAGCUGCUAAAAGUGGUACUUGGGGUUUUGUUCUGCACUGAUGGUGUAUCUAAUGUAGAGUUUUUUUAGUUGGCUGAGUGAAUGUAGGAACAGCUCUGGUUGUGCUUUUUGUCCCAUAAACCGAUUAAAUAUUUGACCUCCGACAAAGACAAUCACGAUCCCAUUAAACUUCACUCUUCGAAAACCUUAA